Molecule: messenger RNA, 693 nt
Organism: Penicillium atrosanguineum
Lineage: Eukaryota; Fungi; Ascomycota; Eurotiomycetes; Eurotiales; Aspergillaceae
Product: chromo domain-containing protein
Exons: 7
Coding region: 1-693 (230 amino acids)
Biological process (GO): negative regulation of transcription by RNA polymerase II; chromatin organization
Cellular component (GO): nucleus; pericentric heterochromatin
Molecular function (GO): chromatin binding
Source: RefSeq, a predicted model, not a curated record
AUGCCGCCCCCCGUCUCCGAUGAGAUGUCUGAUGAAGACAUUGGUGAUAUCCCUUUCAAGAAUGGCGCCAACCCCGAGAACUCCGUCGAAGAGAACCAAGACGAGGAGGAUGAAGAUGACGAAGAGGGCGUCUACGUUGUCGAGUCAAUCCGAGAACAUAAUUUUCUACCAAACGGCAAGCUUCAACUUUUGGUGAAGUGGAAAGGAUAUGACGAGCUUGCGGAUCAUACCUGGGAGCCAGAAGAGAACCUGGAGGAAGGGGCUGAGGAGGUCCUUACGGAGUACUUCAAGAGCAUUGGUGGUCGGCCCAAGAAGCCAGCAGCCAAAGCUGGGCCAGGACGGAAGCGGAAGUCCAUGGGGGAAUCUAAGGCCACAUCUGCGACCCCAUCCACCGAGCCCAAGAAGCGAAAACGGUCCACAAACGCCCAAGAUCCAACCCCCGAGACCGAGCCCGAGGCCAAGGUAGACGAGACUGAAGAGGAAAGCACCUGGGUCCCUAAGGGUAAGAAUUGGGAUAAGGAAAUUGACAGCGUGGACACAAUAAUCCGCGAUCAGGAGACCGAAGGGCUUUACGCAUUCCUUAUUUGGAACAAUGGCAAGCGGUCAAAAGUGUCAAUCGAGAGCUGCUACGAAAAGUGCCCCCGAAAGAUGCUCCUGUUCUACGAAAGUCAUCUGGUGUUCAAGGAGGGUUGA